CCCCGCCUCACGCAGGCGGCACCGCCUCUACUUAAAGCGGGCGCGGAGCUGCUUCUUUCUCCUGCUCCUCCUGCUGCCGCCGGCCCCGCAGCUCCACCAUGUCGGACCGGCUGCCCUACAAAGUGGCCGACAUCAGCCUUGCAGACUGGGGUCGCAAGGCCAUCGAGAUUGCGGAGAAUGAGAUGCCCGGGCUGAUGAAGAUGAGGGAGAUGUACUCUGGGUCCCGGCCCCUGAAGGGCGCCCGCAUCGCUGGCUGCCUCCACAUGACGGUGCAGACAGCAGUGCUCAUCGAGACCCUCAUCGCCCUGGGGGCUGAGGUACAAUGGUCAAGCUGCAACAUUUUCUCCACGCAGGACCACGCUGCAGCUGCUAUUGCAAAAGCUGGUGUCCCUGUGUUUGCCUGGAAAGGGGAGACCGACGAGGAAUAUCUGUGGUGCAUCGAGCAGACCCUGUAUUUCAAGGAUGGGCAGCCCCUCAACAUGAUCCUGGAUGAUGGUGGAGAUCUUACCAACCUAGUUCAUACCAAGUACCCACAGCUCCUGAAAGGAAUCAGAGGUAUUUCAGAAGAGACAACCACUGGAGUUCACAACCUGUACAAGAUGAAGGCCAAUGGGACGCUGAAGGUUCCAGCGAUCAACGUUAACGACUCUGUCACCAAGAGCAAGUUUGACAACCUUUAUGGCUGCAGAGAGUCCCUCAUCGAUGGCAUCAAGCGUGCUACAGAUGUGAUGAUUGCUGGCAAGGUGGCAGUGGUGGCAGGUUAUGGGGACGUGGGCAAGGGCUGUGCCCAGGCCCUGCGGAGCUUCGGGGCCAGAGUCAUCAUCACUGAGAUCGACCCCAUCAACGCCCUCCAGGCAGCCAUGGAAGGUUAUGAAGUUACAACCAUGGAGGAGGCCUGCAAAGAGGGCAACAUCUUUGUCACCACCACGGGCUGCACUGACAUUGUGCAGGGCAGGCACUUUGAGCAGAUGAAGGACGAUGCCAUAGUGUGUAAUAUUGGCCAUUUUGAUGUGGAAGUUGAUGCAAAGUGGCUGAAUGACAAUGCAGUGGAGGCAGUGAAUGUUAAACCUCAGGUGGAUCGAUACACGCUGAGGAACGGCCGGCACAUCAUCCUGCUGGCCGAGGGCCGCCUGGUCAACCUGGGCUGUGCCAUGGGCCACCCCAGCUUCGUCAUGAGCAACUCCUUCACCAACCAGGUGCUGGCACAGAUCGAGCUGUGGACACACAGUGACAAAUACGCUGUUGGGGUCCACUUCCUGCCAAAGAAGCUGGAUGAAGCUGUGGCUGCUGCUCACCUGGACAAGCUGAGUGUGAAGCUGACAAAGCUGAGUGACAAACAGGCCAAAUACCUGGGCUUGUCGAGGGAUGGGCCCUUCAAGCCAGACCACUACAGAUACUGAGCAGGUGGCACUACCCAAAGACCAAAGUGCAGGGAUACAACCUUCCAAAGCUCUCGUGUGUGCUGGGCAUCUGAGGACAAGCCCUUUGCCACCCUCCUCUCAGUGCUGCACAACCCUGCCCCUCGCCAAGGGAGCUCCAGGGCCUUGGUAGUGGAAGAGGAUCGCUGACUCCUGCAAUUAAAUUGGUUACUUAGGGUCCUAUGCACCUUUUAUUGGCUUCUGAUGUGCCAGUAAGGGGAGCAGGACAGAAGAUGGCUAAAUGCAAAUGUGCUGUCUGGUCAUACAGGUGGCUGGCAGCUCUGAACAGACUCACCACUGCGGUGGGGAACGGUUCCUGCAGGUUGGUGCUUUCUGCCCUGCCCUGCUGCAGUCAGAUGGAUCCUGUUGGGAGACUGGCAGUGUCAGGCCCCUCUCCACAACUGCCCUAGCUGAAGUGCUUAUUGUGAAACUGGUUGUUUGGUCUCCCUCCUAUAAAAUCAACUUAACCUCCUACUCAGAGAUUAGAGCUGGAGUUUUCUUCUGGAUUAAUUUACUCUCUCGGUUUUGGUCAGAGCAAAGACCCUUCUGUGCUUCUUCCAUACUAACUUGAGUAGGGUGAGGCAAGAGAGACUUUUUUAGCAACCUUCUAGUGUGUGGUGAAGGGCUGAGAAGCCUCUGAGGGGAUGGUUGGGUUUAGGGCCCUUGUUGGAUCCUCUGCAAACACCAGCAGCACACUGCUCCCGCCAACGUGACUUUUCUGAGUUGUCAUGUCUGCUGAAUCAUGUUUGUCACUGACUCAAAGUGCUUUUAUUAAAGAUCUGACUGUGGCCUGA
Molecule: messenger RNA, 2212 nt
Organism: Neopelma chrysocephalum (saffron-crested tyrant-manakin)
Lineage: Eukaryota; Metazoa; Chordata; Aves; Passeriformes; Pipridae
Gene: AHCY
Product: adenosylhomocysteinase
Exons: 10
Coding region: 99-1400 (433 amino acids)
Biological process (GO): L-methionine cycle
Cellular component (GO): cytosol
Molecular function (GO): adenosylhomocysteinase activity
Source: RefSeq, a predicted model, not a curated record